AUGUCAGCUGCGCUUGAUCUCAUCCAGCAAUACUCCCGGACUGCUCUGGCGCAGUUACCCGCCCCGGCACAACAGUUACUGCAGAAUCCCAUCGCGCAAAAAGCUGCUGGAGCACUUCUGGGCCUGAGAGCUCUGCGCGCGAUCAAUAACUCGCUUUCACAAUGGACAUCCAACAACUGGACAUGCAAUCAACGUUGGGAUUCCUCAAAAGAACUCGUGCUCUUGACGGGAGGCUGCUCCGGAAUCGGUAAACAGGUCAUGGAAGAUCUUGCACAAAAGGGUGUACGCGUGAUGGUUCUGGACAUCGUCGAGCCUACCUUUGAGCUCCCAGCCACUGUCUCCUUUUACCGCACCGAUAUCACCUCGUCUGAGAGUAUUGCCGAGGUCGCCAAGCAGAUCCGAAAGGACCACGGCGAGCCCACAGUCCUGAUCAAUAACGCUGGCGUUGGGAAUGAGGGAACGAUUUUAAGUAAACCCGAGGCUAAAAUUCGUCAGACCUUUGAAGUCAACACAAUAUCCCACUUCCUCACAGUGCGCGAGUUUAUUCCUGCUAUGAUUCGCGCAAAUCAUGGCCAUGUCAUUACUGUCGCUAGUAUGGCAAGCUUUGUUGGUCUUGUGGAGAUUGCAGAUUAUUCCUGCUCCAAAGCUAGUGCCUUGGCCUUUCACGAGUCUUUGCGUCAGGAAUUGCGCCAUUACUAUAAUGCGCCAAGAGUACGAACCAGUAUCAUUCAUCCCUACUGGGUUCGUACGCCUAUGAUCAAGGUUCUCACAGAUCAUGAACAAUAUUACGGAGAGCCCAUCAUGACGGUGCAAGAGGUGUCGGAUGCUAUCUGUAAGCAAGUAUUCACCCAGAACAGCGGGCAGAUCAUAAUUCCUAGUCGCUUGGCCAUUGGAAGUAUGCUGCGUGGCCUUCCAACAUGGGUUCAAGAACUGGCGCGCUCAAGAGAGUCGGUUAAGUUCCUGUACAUGCGAACCCAACAGCAGAGGAUAGAGCGUGAGGCCAAGGAAGCCCAAUCUACGGAUUAA
Messenger RNA from Penicillium malachiteum, 1026 nucleotides. Its product is annotated as Dehydrogenase RED2. The record is from RefSeq and is a predicted model, not a curated record. The transcript is spliced from 2 exons. NCBI's taxonomy places the organism in Eukaryota, Fungi, Ascomycota, Eurotiomycetes, Eurotiales, Aspergillaceae. Gene Ontology annotation, molecular function: oxidoreductase activity, acting on the CH-OH group of donors, NAD or NADP as acceptor. Bases 1 to 1026 code for a protein of 341 amino acids.